This is a messenger RNA of Vicia villosa (hairy vetch), 2345 nucleotides long. RefSeq names its product CBL-interacting serine/threonine-protein kinase 1-like. Lineage: Eukaryota; Viridiplantae; Streptophyta; Magnoliopsida; Fabales; Fabaceae. Gene Ontology annotation, molecular function: protein kinase activity; ATP binding. The record is from RefSeq and is a predicted model, not a curated record. Gene Ontology annotation, biological process: signal transduction; protein phosphorylation. The transcript is spliced from 12 exons. Bases 332 to 1699 code for a protein of 455 amino acids.
CAUAAAAAAACAAAUACAAACAAAACAAAACACAAAGGUGCAAGAAAGCAAAUAGAAGAGGUUGAGUUUGUUUGGUUUCUUUGAAUCUUUGAUUCAUUCACAAUCCCACUAAUCUAUCCAUUUAUGUUAAUUUAUUAUUCUUAAACGUGUUUUUAAUUCCUAAUUUAUAGCCUAAUCCUUUUCCUUGGCUCUUUUCAACCCGUUUCGCUAUAGUUAUUACUCUCUUAAUAACUCUCACAAUUAUUGUAAUUAUUGAUUUUGUUCUUCAGAGAAAAGUGUCUAGAGAGAGAAAGAGGAGAGAGAGAGAGGAGAGAGGUUGUUGAGUUUGGGAAUGGUGAUAAUAAACCAAGAGAGGAAGAAAGAAUGCAAAGGAAUACGAUUGGGGAAAUACGAAUUGGGAAAAACACUUGGUGAAGGAAAUUUCGGAAAAGUUAAGUUAGCAAGAAACACUGAUUCGGAACAGUUUUUUGCGGUUAAGAUUCUCGAGAAAAAUAAGAUUGUUGAUCUCAACAACACUGACCAGAUUAAAAGGGAGAUAUCGACGUUGAAGCUUUUGAAACAUCCUAACGUUGUUAGGUUAUACGAGGUCUUGGCUAGCAAAACCAAAAUUUAUAUGGUGCUUGAGUAUGUGAAUGGAGGAGAAUUAUUUGACAAAAUUGCAUCAAAAGGUAAACUAACAGAAGCUCAUGGUAGGAAGAUGUUCCAACAAUUGAUUGAUGGUGUGAGCUGCUGCCACAACAAAGGUGUCUUCCACAGAGAUCUUAAGUUAGAAAAUGUACUUGUGGAUGCCAAAGGGAACAUAAAGAUAACCGAUUUUAACCUCAGUGCUCUUCCGCAACAUUGUGGGGCAGAUGGGUUGCUACAUACAACUUGUGGAAGUCCAAAUUAUGUUGCCCCUGAGAUUCUUGCCAAUAGAGGCUACGACGGUGCGAAAUCGGAUAUUUGGUCAUGUGGUGUUAUCUUAUAUGUAAUUCUAACAGGAUACCUUCCUUUCGACGACAGAAAUCUCGCAGUUCUCUAUCAAAAGAUUUUCAAAGGAGAUGUUCAAAUUCCGUUAUGGUUGUCACCUGGCGCUCAAAACAUCAUAAAGCGAAUUCUUGAUCCGAAUCCCGAAACAAGAAUAACAAUGUCUAUGAUUAAAGAAGAUGAAUGGUUUAAACAGGGUUAUAAUCCUGCAAACAGAGACGACGAGGAAGAUGAUGUGUACAUUGGCGACGAAGCCUUUUCCAUCCAAGAAGUGUGCACUGAAGCAGACCUGGCUAGUCCAAAAUCGCCGAAGCUAAUCAAUGCGUUUCAGUUGAUAGGGAUGUCUUCGUGUUUAGACCUCUCUGGCUUUUUCGAGAAAGAGGAUGUCUCGGAGAGAAAGAUACGAUUUACAUCGAACCAUUCUCCGAAAGAUUUGACGGAAAAGAUUGAGGACAUUGUAAUAAAGAUGGGUUUUAGCGUUCAGAAAAAAAACGGAAAAUUGAAAGUGAUACACGAGAAUAAAGCGCAUAAAAGUCUAGGAAGCCUCUCGGUUGCAGCAGAGGUUUUGGAAAUAGGUCCAUCAUUGUAUGUAGUAGAACUAAGGAAAUCUUAUGGAGAUGCAACUGUAUAUAGACAAUUAUGCAAGAAGUUGUCAAAUGACUUGGGUAUAGCCAAGACGGCACAGCUUGUGAGCUCGGAAAUGAUAAGCGUGUGUAUGAAGAAAAUAAGUUAGAAGUCAGAUAAUGUAAAUUUUUCUCUUUUUGUUAUCUGGUGGAUUAGUUAUGUUAGAUGUCAUGGAUUCGAAUCCAGAGCUUUGCCGCUCGUUGUGAUUCUAUUUAGCUGGAUGGAUUAUGAAUUAGUCUGUGCAGUUGCAUGCAUAUGAUUUUCAUCAAUUGUAAGUAUACCAUUUGAAGAAAAUAAGUAGUAUGUAUGUUUCCUAGUGCUUAGUCAACAACUAUUUUACGCAGAUUCAUCAAUGGCCUCCAAGCUUUGUAAGGAGUUAGACCAUGUACAAAACCGAUGGCAAAAGUAUUUGCACUACAUGGCUAUGGCCAGCUAGCAACGUCAAGUCUCUCUCGUUUUUGUGCUCACAUGAAAGGAUGCACAUGUGGUGAGUACGUAAAAGAGAGAGCUUUGAUGUAUGUUAGUCGGCCAUAAACCAUGUAUUGUGAGUAUUUUUGACGUUAGUUUUAAGGUCUAGGCAUAUUCCUUCAAAAACGGCCAUUCAUUGUUCUAUUUGCGAGAAAUAAUUGUUAGCUAAAAAAUACGAAUGGAGAAUUAUAAAGGGAUCCAUGGAGUGCACUAUGUGUAAAGAUGAAAUAUUGAAUUAAGUGUAUUUAUAAUUAUUGCUUAAACAAAUGGAUUCAUAUUCAUAUGUA